Molecule: messenger RNA, 309 nt
Organism: Cercospora beticola
Lineage: Eukaryota; Fungi; Ascomycota; Dothideomycetes; Mycosphaerellales; Mycosphaerellaceae
Source: RefSeq, a predicted model, not a curated record
AUGAAAUCCUUCUGCUGUGCUUCCAGCACUUGCUACAGAUCCAUCCACCGAUUCAGCCCGCGCCUCCCACCCAGAGAUAUAAGGUUGCAUGCGCGCCAGCAUGCUCAAAUGACAGCACGGCUUGCGGUUGUUCCAAUAACACCACAUUCGCAUUCACAGCUGUGUCAGUGCAGGCAACGCGUGACACCCCAGAGAGAGCAUGCGUGCAUAUCUGCCGCUGGUCAAACAUCAAAGAUAGUUACGGUCAUUAUUAUAAAAAGCUUUAUACACCUCUCCUCUCCAUCUCAUUCUCCAGAAACGUCCUCCUGA